Messenger RNA from Apis cerana (Asiatic honeybee), 2543 nucleotides. RefSeq names its product Hexokinase A (gene Hex-A). Gene Ontology annotation, cellular component: cytosol; mitochondrion. Gene Ontology annotation, molecular function: glucokinase activity; fructokinase activity; D-glucose binding. Lineage: Eukaryota; Metazoa; Arthropoda; Insecta; Hymenoptera; Apidae. Gene Ontology annotation, biological process: intracellular glucose homeostasis; carbohydrate phosphorylation; glucose 6-phosphate metabolic process. The record is from RefSeq and is a predicted model, not a curated record.
GAGAUGAAAAUUGGCGAACGAACGCGCGUGCUCUGUAAGAUACUAGUACUCUGUGAAAACGACAUUCUUAAUGAUUGCGCUAGUAUGUCACAUGUGACAUGGCCAUAAGAACCUUCGAAAUCGAUCAUCUGCGCUUCUUGUGUCCUCGUGCAACCGUGUUGAAGAAUCCCGUUAUUUAUUUUCUUCUUCUAAUCGAAUCCUGUAGUAUCCAUCACUGGCCUGUCCGUCUCCUUCAUGGCCUCUUUUCUUCCCACCACGUUCGUCCAUGGAAGUAUAGGUACGCGCGUGAAACAGGCGCCUUCGUGCUAGUAGUCGCGAUAUAAAACUCGUGAGGCACACUUGUGAACGACAAAUCGUACGUGGCUAUCUGAACGAAAACGUAGUUACUGUCACGCGCGUGCACAAACUCGUGUGUUCGAAUUCACAACGGAACGUGUUGCGUAGAGAGAACCGGAUUCGUAACAAUUCCUUGAAUCAUAUUGUGCUCUUUUUCUAUCUUACUUUCUCUCUGGACCGUGUACCAAAAAAGCCUUAAACACGAAGCUUCUAGAGGAUCAUAGUUCGGGGUGCAACGAGGGGAGGGCAAUGAAAACGUCGUUAUCCUCCAGUGACAUGAUUAAACAGGAGAUUAGAGAUAUCUGUAAAGACUUGAUCCUCUCAGAUGACAAACUUCGACAGCUUAUGGACACUUUGAAUGACCAAUUACAUAAAGGUCUAGCUAAGGAAACGCAUCCAACUGCGACAACGAAAUGCUUCCCAACCUAUGUUCAAGAUCUUCCCCAAGGCACAGAGAAGGGUAACUUUUUGGCUCUGGAUCUUGGCGGGACGAAUUUCAGAGUGCUAUUGAUCACUCUCGAUAAUCAGAGUUUCGACAUGAAGAGUAAAAUCUAUGUCAUACCGCAAAGUUUAAUGGUGGGGACCGGUGCACAACUCUUCGAUCACAUAGCUCAAUGUUUGGCCAUGUUCGUCAAGGACUUGAAUCUUCAGCAUGAAAUUCUACCUCUUGGGUUUACUUUUAGCUUCCCAUUGGUACAGCAUGGACUAACGCAAGGUUAUUUGGUCAGGUGGACGAAAGGAUUCAAAUGUGAUGAUGUAAUAGGUGAAGAUGUAGUUGAGUUACUUGAACGGGCGAUUAAGAAAAGAGAUGAUGUGAAAAUCGAGAUAUGCGCCAUUUUAAAUGACACUACUGGCACUUUGAUGUCAUGCGCUUGGAAAAACAAGAAUUGCCGUAUUGGAUUAAUUGUCGGAACUGGUACCAAUGCCUGCUAUGUAGAAAAGUUGGAAAACAUAGAAACCGUGUAUCCAGAAAACGUAUUACCAGGAAAACCUAAAAUGCUGAUCAAUAUCGAAUGGGGUGCCUUCGGUGAGGGUACGCUUCUUGAUUUUAUUGCAACAGACAUUGAUCGUGAUGUCGACCAGAAUUCGAUUAAUCCGGAGAAACAAGUGUUCGAGAAGAUGAUCUCUGGCAUGUAUAUGGGAGAAUUGGUAAGGUUGCUCAUUGAGAAAGCGAUAAACGCUGGACUAUUGUUUAUCGGAAAGCCUACAAACGAGCUGAAAAAACGUGGAAGAUUCUACGCGAAAUACGUUUCAGAAAUUGAAAAUGAUCCUAAUGGGAAAUACACAAAUUGUCGUGAAAUAUUGGCAGAAUUAGGAUUGCGAAAUGUUACUGAUCAAGACUGCGAGAACGUUAAGUACAUUUGCUCUGUUGUAUCAAGGAGAGCAGCUCACUUGGCUAGUGCUGGAAUCGCUACAUUGUUGAAUAAAAUGGGCGAAGAUAAUGUCGUCGUUGGAAUUGAUGGCUCGGUAUAUAGAUAUCAUCCACACUUUCACGAUCUUAUGACCGAGAAGAUAAGCCAAUUACAGAAUCAUAAGUUCGAAUUAAUGCUCUCCGAGGAUGGUAGUGGUCGUGGAGCGGCGCUGGUCGCCGCAGUGGCUGCUGGGAAUCGGUGAAGACAACGGUUGUGCCACAUCUCCUUAGUUUAGAUUAAAUUAAGUUAUAUGCAGUAACGAUACAAAUUUGACACACCAUUAAUAUAAUAACAUACACAAAAAAUAUAUAAAGUCAUGCGUAUGUGCCGAAGAAGAAGUCAAAGAAAACUAGCUACUAUUAAACUAAAGAAAAAGAUAGGCAAAUAGACGAACGAGUGAAAUUCUGUCUGUUAAGAAGAAUGAAAUGAAGAAUGCAUGAAUGUAAGAGUGAAUACAAAUGAAGCAAAAGGAUGUAUUUGUGUGUGCGUGUGCGGGUGUGUGUACGUGUGUACACGCGAAUGAGUGAGUGAGUGAGUGAAUGAGAUAGUAAGAGAGAGAGAGAGAGAGAGAGAGAGAGAGAGAGAGAGAGAGAGAGAGAGAGAGAGAGAGAGUGAGAUAAUAGCCUAAACACAAGAAGACUUGGAAGCAACAGUACUUGAAAAAAUACUUACAAAUUGACAAAUUAUAUAUUACCAGAUAAAAGAAAAAAAUAGACAAAAUUCAUAAUUAAAAACUCUUAUCUAAAAACAAACAUGGUUGCACGCAAACAAACGAAUAAAUAAAAUAAAAUGUAA